AAAUCAAAUUCUAAAAUGGCGCACAUGGCAACACUGGAAAACAGAUGUUAGUGCAAUCGCGUCGUCCGCGCGUGAAGAAGCAACAAGCGAGGUGCAAAUCCAAUACAACGGGCACGUGUCGGUUUCCACAGAGCUUUAAUAUAUACAGUUAUAUAUUUGCUACAACAAAAAUCCAAAACACAUAAUAAAACAAUUGUGAGUUGCGCGCAAAUAACAAGGCAACAUGUUCUAUUUGAUUGGACUCGGUCUGGGCGAUAUCAAGGAUAUCACAGUGAAAGGCCUUGAAAUUGUAAAGCAAUGUAGUCGUGUGUACCUGGAAAUGUAUACCUCGAUUCUCGGCUGUAGCCUUGAGGAUAUGCAAGAGUUUUAUGGGCGUCCCCUACUGCUGGCCGACCGUGACCUUGUGGAACAGGGAGCCGAUGAGAUUCUGGCUGGUGCUGGCGAAUCAGAUGUUGCCCUACUCGUUGUUGGCGAUCCCUUUGGCGCCACCACACACACAGACUUUAUUUUACGCGCCAAGGAGAAGAACAUACCCUACAAGGUCAUACAUAAUGCGUCCAUUAUGAAUGCCAUUGGCUGUUGUGGCCUGCAGCUGUACAAAUUUGGUGAAACAGUCUCCAUACCGUAUUGGGAUGAGACUUGGAAGCCAGAUAGUUUUUACGAUAAAAUCAAACUGAAUCGCCUGCACAAUAUGCACACGCUCUGUCUCCUUGAUAUUAAGGUUAAGGAGCCCACACCUGAGUCGCUAAUGCGCAAACGCAAGGAGUACAUGCCACCGCGAUUUAUGAGUGUCGCUGAAGCCGCCCAACAGCUGCUUACCAUUGUGGAGAAGAAGGACGCCCUGGAGCGGAAUACAGUGCUAAACGAACAAUCGCUUUGCGUAGGCCUGGCACGUGUUGGCCAGGAUACACAACAGAUUGUGGUUACUACUCUGCAUGGGAUGCGUGCUACUGAUCUGGGCGGUCCACUCCACUCACUGAUCAUACCCGCCAAGGAGAUGCAUCCACUGGAAGUUGAGUUCUUGCAACAAUAUGCCGCCAACAUUAAAUUGGACGAUUAUAAUCAUUAGAAAGAAUGGACCCACCGCAAAAAUUUAUGUAUUUAAGUGUUUAGGACACAUUUGAUUUGAAUUUAAGUAGCUUGAAGCUCUAUGUAUGGAGAAGCGUAAGAAGAGAAAGUGAUAAACAUAUGUAUGUGGUUUCCCUAACUGCUUAAUUCCAACUGUGUGUAGUUUGCAAACAAUAAUAAA
Drosophila hydei is the source of this 1249-nucleotide messenger RNA. It is a transcript of the gene Dph5, whose product is annotated as diphthine methyl ester synthase. The record is from RefSeq and is a predicted model, not a curated record. Gene Ontology annotation, biological process: protein histidyl modification to diphthamide. NCBI's taxonomy places the organism in Eukaryota, Metazoa, Arthropoda, Insecta, Diptera, Drosophilidae. Bases 224 to 1069 code for a protein of 281 amino acids. Gene Ontology annotation, molecular function: diphthine synthase activity. The transcript is spliced from 2 exons.